Molecule: messenger RNA, 1373 nt
Organism: Puntigrus tetrazona (Sumatra barb)
Lineage: Eukaryota; Metazoa; Chordata; Actinopteri; Cypriniformes; Cyprinidae
Product: carbohydrate sulfotransferase 12
Exons: 2
Coding region: 152-1330 (392 amino acids)
Biological process (GO): proteoglycan biosynthetic process; carbohydrate biosynthetic process
Cellular component (GO): membrane
Molecular function (GO): sulfotransferase activity
Source: RefSeq, a predicted model, not a curated record
GUUGGAACACGUGGAGCAUUCUGAAAUGUAGAGCACUAGAAGACGCGAUUUAGGAAUUCUCAACUUGGCUCAUUGCAGAGAUGAUGAUGUUACAUAUUCCAGUUGGGUAGUUUCCAUCGUUUUCCACAUCAUUCAGUAGUUUCCAGUGAAGAUGCUAAAGCAGCUGCAGUUUUUCCUUCUGCUGGGAACACUAUUUAUCAUAUUCUUCAUAAUAGUUCACUGGGAUGACGUGAGAGAUGGGAAUAUUCAUGUGCACGUGGCUUCAUCAUCUCCCGCGUUACCCACAAUCAUGAUGUCCUCUAGACACGGGAAAAGUGAGGAGUUAAGCAGGUCAGUCGACCCGAACAUGACGUUCAUCACAACUCACCUAAAGCAUGACCAAGGUGCAAACAACCUAAACCAAACUUUUACUCCGUUUUCUCCAACGCACCUCGAACUACGUCAAGCGCACCGUAGACAUUCGAUAACAGAACUUUGCUCAGCCAAUAACAGCUUCAACUUCCCCGGAAAAUUUAAGACAUUUGACCAGAUUCCAAGCAAAGCCCUGGACCACCUCAUUGUGGAUGAUCAUCACGGUGUUAUUUACUGUUUUGUACCGAAGGUAGCCUGCACCAACUGGAAACGAGUCAUGAUUGUUCUCAGCCAGAGCCUGAAGACACCUGAUGGAGCUCCGUAUCUGGAUCCUCUUGACAUACCAUCAGCGUUAUCCCACAAUGCUACUCUGCAUCUGACAUUUAACAAGUUUUGGAGGCUUUUUGGUCGUUUCUCACGUCCUUUGAUGCAUCACAAACUGAAGAAUUACACAAAGUUCCUUUUCGUACGGGAUCCUUUUGUACGACUUAUUUCUGCUUUCCGGAACAAGUUUGCUCUGCCUAAUGAGGAUUUUUACAGACAGUUUGGCUCUGUAAUGCUUCAACGUUAUGCUAAUAUCUCAAAGCUCCCCGACUCCGCUCAAGAAGCCUUCACUGCAGGUAUCAGAUUGUCAUUUACUCACUUUAUUAAGUACCUGUUAGAUCCACAGACUGAGAAGGAGAAGCCAUUUAAUGAGCACUGGCAGCAGAUGUACAGACUCUGCCAUCCGUGCCAAAUUGAGUAUGACUUUGUUGGGAAAUUGGAAACUCUUGAUGAGGAUACUGAACAUUUGUUGAAGAUUCUUGGGAUGGAAAACCAUGUUCGCUUUCCCCCGGGGUAUCGCAACAGGACAGCUGCGAACUGGGAGCGAGAGUGGUUUGGAAACAUUUCAGUAUCCGACAGGAGAAAAUUGUACAAUCUUUAUGAAGCAGAUUUUAGGUUAUUUGGAUACAACAAACCGACACUUUUGCUUGAAUGACAGAGACAGUUGUAGAGAUUACAUGCAUAUAACGUGAAAUAAA